This is a messenger RNA of Dothidotthia symphoricarpi CBS 119687, 1565 nucleotides long. RefSeq names its product RNA binding protein. The transcript has a single exon. The coding region runs from base 30 to 1247 and encodes 405 amino acids. Gene Ontology annotation, molecular function: pre-mRNA binding; U6 snRNA binding; metal ion binding. Gene Ontology annotation, cellular component: U2-type catalytic step 2 spliceosome; U2-type catalytic step 1 spliceosome; Prp19 complex. The record is from RefSeq and is a predicted model, not a curated record. Lineage: Eukaryota; Fungi; Ascomycota; Dothideomycetes; Pleosporales; Dothidotthiaceae.
CUCACACACCACACGCACAUCCACACACCAUGGCCGAAGUCCAGUCCCCGCCCGCGCAAACCGCGCAACCCCCCCCCGAUGUCUCCCUCGAACCCGCGACGACGACAUCCACCGAGCUCGCGCCCAUGACCACCGAGCAGACCAUCAUCACCACCAACGCCGAGGGCAAGAAGGUCAAGAAGAUCAUCCGCCGCAAGCGCCGCCCCGCCCGCCCCCAAGUCGACGCCGCAACAUUCAAAACCGACGCGCCGCCCCCCACGGGCACAAUCUUCAACAUCUGGUACAACAAAUGGAGCGGCGGCGACCGCGAGGACAAAUACCUCAGCAAAACCGCCGCACAGGGGCGCUGCAACAUCGCAAAAGACAGCGGCUACACCAAAGCCGACAGAACCCCCGGCUCCUACUUCUGCCUCUUCUUCGCGCGCGGCAUCUGCCCCAAGGCCGUCGACUGCGAGUACCUCCACCGCCUCCCCGCCGUCACCGACAUCUUCCCCAGCAACAUCGACUGCUUCGGGCGCGACAAGCAUUCCGAUUACCGCGACGACAUGGGCGGCGUCGGCUCCUUCCAGCGCCAGAACCGCACACUGUAUAUCGGCCGCAUCCACGUCACCGACGACAUUGAGGAGAUCGUCGCCCGCCACUUCCAGGAGUGGGGCCAGGUGGAACGUACCCGUGUCCUCACCGCCCGCGGCGUCGCGUUCGUCACAUAUCUCAACGAGGCGAACGCGCAGUUCGCGAAGGAAGCUAUGGCGCAUCAGUCCCUCGACCACACGGAGAUCCUGAACGUCAGGUGGGCAACCAUGGAUCCUAAUCCCGCCGCGCAGAAGCGCGAGGAGCGCCGCGUAGAGGAACAGGCCGCUGAGGCGAUCCGCAAAGCGCUGCCCGCCGCGUAUGUCGCGGAAAUCGAGGGCCGCGAUCCGGAGGGGAGGAAGCGCAGGAAAGUCGAGGGUAGCUUUGGAUUGCAGGGGUAUGAUGCGCCGGAUGAUGUGUGGCAUGCGAAGGAGAAGGGGGAGUUUGAUCAGGCGCGUUUGUUGGAGAGUGGGGGCUUGAUGAUUGAAAGUGGAAGUACUGCCGAGGAUGAAUAUGCUGCGCUGCAACAACCCCUACAGCAACAGCAGGGUGCGGGGAAUGCGAUCUUUUCUUCCUCGACGCUUGCUGCGCUGCGAGGCUACACGGCGUCGAAUAAGCGGGCGGCGCCUGUCGCGGGCCCGUUGGUCGGGUAUGGGAGUGAUGAGGAUAGCGAUUAGUGGGGAGUUGGUGGGAGAACUUGUAUUAUAGCGUUUAGGGGGGAAGACUUGCAUUGUUGAUGGGCGGCGUUGGAGCGGAUGGGAUGGGAUUGAAUUUGAUUGAAAUGAUACCCUUGAACUUUCAUCCAUCCAUUCCUUCGUUGCUUUCAUGCUGUUGAACGUGAAGUUGCAUGUUGACGCGUGACCUCACACAGAUAUUUUCCAGUGAGGAAUAAGCGUAUCCAAUUCCAAGAAGAAGGAGAAAAACAUAACGAGUAAGAAAGGAAAGGAAAGGAAACCUGCGCAAAAACAACCCCCUAUCGCUAUCCAAAACCCGGC